This is a messenger RNA of Musa acuminata subsp. malaccensis (wild Malaysian banana), 1007 nucleotides long. Lineage: Eukaryota; Viridiplantae; Streptophyta; Magnoliopsida; Zingiberales; Musaceae. The record is from RefSeq and is a predicted model, not a curated record.
GGACGCCGGAGCGGCACAAGGUGAUGGCUUUCGUUGGGAUCCAGACGGGGUUCGGAUCCGUCGGCCGGCGCAGAUCUAUCAGGCAGACGUGGUUGCCCUCCGAUCGCCCAGCUUGGAAGAAGCGACCGGUUUGGCUUUUAGAUUUAUUAUCGGGAAGACCAAAGAUAAAUCGAAAAUGGCGGCGCUUCAACGAGAGGUGGAUGAAUACGACGAUUUCAUGCUUUUAGAUAUCGAGGAAGAGUACAGCAAUCUUCCACAUAAAACGUUAGUUUUCUUCAAAGCAGCCUUUGCAUUAUAUGAUUCCGAUUUCUACGUUAAAGCUGAUGACGACAUUUAUCUAAGGCCAGAUCGUCUCUCACUGCUUCUGGCAAAAGAUCGACCAAACCCUCAAACUUAUCUUGGAUGCAUGAAGAAGGGGCCUGUAUUUACUGACCCAAACCUCAAAUGGUAUGAACCACUAGCAUACUUGCUCGGGAAGGAAUAUUUUCUUCAUGCUUAUGGCCCUAUAUAUGCACUUUCAGCAGAUGUAGUUUCAAGCUUGGUUGCACUGAGAAACGACAGUUUCCGAAUGUUCAGCAAUGAGGAUGUCACUAUAGGAUCCUGGAUGCUUGCAAUGAAUGUCAACCACGAGAACAUCCAUGCCCUCUGCGAACCUGACUGCACUUCAUCAUCAAUUGCCGUUUGGGACAUUCCAAAGUGCUCAGGUCUCUGUCACCCAGAAGUGAAGAUGUUAGAGCUCCAUAAAAGGGAGAUAUGUUCUGGCGGUUCGACAUCCUCAGAUAGAUGACAAGUAAUGCUCAUCUAUUUGAGAGUACGAUGGAGCACCUCCAUCUCAAAUUGGUGCUGCACGAAAAAACCAAUAUCGUCAACCUUGCAAGGAGAACAACGACACCUUAACGAUGCCUUUUGUUGUUUUGUACAAUUUGAUUUGAGAUACACCUCCAUCAUCAGUCAUUGUCUGUUGACCUCCCAAUUAGUCUCCAUUAUGAGUUCGAGUUCUAAGAGAA